UAUCACAGACUUGAAGCCUUCAAUAUGUACAAGUACGCAACUAGUUUUUUCUGCGUUUUAGCUUUAUGGAACCUUUGGGAAGUCAGUGCUAAUGAGGUCAAAGACAAGGCUGCACUGCCAGAACCACCAACGCCGUAUUAUACCAUCGACAACAUUGGAGAGCACCAGGUGCACUGGUUUAACUACAAUUCCUUAAGACAAAAUGCAACUUUGUGGAGAGUUUAUGCCAUGGAAAAACGCUUAGAAAGCCAAUUGCAGGCCCUUCAAACCCAGUUGGACGCUAAUAUGCAAUCUCUAAGGAAACAAAUUUCAAACGAUAUGGAAAACCUAAAUAGGCCCAAGAAGAGCGAAAUGUCAGCGUUCAAGAAGGUUGGCUCAAGGUACUUUUACUUGGAAACGAAAAGUAAGAAGUCCUGGGAUGCUGCAUCCGACACGUGUCGUCGAAUGGGCGGUCACCUGGCGAACAUCUAUAACGAAAAGGAGCUGAAUGAAAUCUUUAAAGGAGCCCCAGACUAUCACUACUGGGUGGACUUGAACAGCCGUCAAAAAAGAGAUUUUAACUUCAUUUCAUCACUAACCGGAAGGACAGCGCCAUUUUUCAAAUGGAAGUCAAACCAAGAAAAGGUAGACGAAUAUUGCGCGUCUGUCUAUGAUAAAGAAAUGAUCCGCGAGCAGUGUGCUGAUAAGAAUUAUUUUGCUUGCCAAGCCGAGCAAUGGGCCUGAACAUAAAUCAUUUAGUUUUGAAACUAUCUCAAACGUAAAUGCGACUUUAAUAAUAAAGUUUAACAUUUAA
Messenger RNA from Drosophila teissieri, 793 nucleotides. It is a transcript of the gene lectin-29Ca, whose product is annotated as accessory gland protein Acp29AB. The transcript has a single exon. Bases 25 to 723 code for a protein of 232 amino acids. The record is from RefSeq and is a predicted model, not a curated record. NCBI's taxonomy places the organism in Eukaryota, Metazoa, Arthropoda, Insecta, Diptera, Drosophilidae.